Molecule: messenger RNA, 1344 nt
Organism: Australozyma saopauloensis
Lineage: Eukaryota; Fungi; Ascomycota; Pichiomycetes; Serinales; Metschnikowiaceae
Gene: GDI1
Product: Gdi1p
Exons: 1
Coding region: 1-1344 (447 amino acids)
Biological process (GO): protein transport; vesicle-mediated transport; small GTPase-mediated signal transduction
Cellular component (GO): cytoplasm
Molecular function (GO): Rab GDP-dissociation inhibitor activity
Source: RefSeq, a predicted model, not a curated record
AUGGACGAAGACUUCGACUACAUCGUUCUCGGCACGGGCCUCACCGAAUGUGUCAUUUCCGGCAUCUUAUCGUCGGAGGGCAAAAAAGUGCUCCACAUCGACAAGCAGAACUUCUACGGCGGAGAAUCUGCGUCGUUGAAUCUUACCCAAUUGUACGCCAAGUUCCGUCCAACGACGGGCGCUCCGCCCGAGUUGAAAGGUCACGCACGUGACUACAUGAUUGAUUUGAUCCCCAAGUUUUUGAUGGCCAACGGUGAGUUGAGCAACAUUUUGGUCAGAACGGAUGUGACCAGGUAUGUAGAGUUCAAGCAGAUUAGCGGUAGUUAUGUGUAUCGUGGAGGAAGAAUCUCGAAGGUCCCCGCCAACGAGGUGGAGGCACUCAAGAGUUCCUUGAUGGGGAUCUUCGAGAAGCGUAGAAUGAAGCGGUUCUUGGAGUUUGUAGCUGCCUACGACGACGACGUGGCAUCCACCCAUUUGGGCUUUGAUUUGGACAAAAACACGAUGGACGAGAUCUAUACAUACCAUGGCUUGGAGCGCGGCACCAAGGAUUUCAUUGGCCAUGCUAUGGCUUUAUGGCCCAACGAUGACUAUUUGACCCAGCCAGCCAGACCCACCAUCGACCGUAUCAUUCUUUAUGUCCAAUCGGUGGCCAAAUACGGAAAGUCGCCCUACAUCUAUCCUAUGUAUGGUUUGGGCGAGUUGCCGCAGGGUUUUGCCAGAUUGUCUGCAAUCUACGGUGGCACAUUCAUGUUAGACACCCCCAUCGACGAGUUCUUGUAUACUGAUGACAAGAAGUUCGCGGGCGUGAUCACCAAGGAGGGUAAGGCUAGAGCUCCCGUGGUCAUUGCUGAUCCUACGUACUUCCCUGAGAGAGUCAAGUCGACUGGCCAGAAGGUGAUUAGAGCGCUCUGUUUCUUGGACCACCCAGUUCCAAACACCCACGACUCGGACUCGUUGCAAAUCGUCAUCCCACAGAACCAGGUGGGCCGUAAGAACGACAUCUACGUCGCUGUGUUGUCCGACGUGCAUGCCGUUGUGCCUAAGGGCUACUACCUCGCUAUCAUCUCCACCAUCAUCGAGACCACCACCCCUCACGUGGAGUUGGAGCCUGCGUUCAAGUUGCUUGGUCCAAGAGUUGACACCUUGAUGGGCAUUGCCGAGUUGUACGAGCCUCUUGAUGAGGGUCACGAGUCCAACAUCUUCAUUUCCAAGAGUUACGACGCCACAUCGCAUUUCGAAUCCGCAACCGAUGACGUCAAAGACUUAUACUUCAGAAUUACCGGUAAGCAGUUGGAUUUGAGCAAGACUGGCGCAGACGUGUUCGGCAAAGCUGACGACGAGUAA